Molecule: messenger RNA, 2045 nt
Organism: Panonychus citri (citrus red mite)
Lineage: Eukaryota; Metazoa; Arthropoda; Arachnida; Trombidiformes; Tetranychidae
Gene: Pka-C1
Product: cAMP-dependent protein kinase catalytic subunit 1-like
Exons: 5
Coding region: 104-1291 (395 amino acids)
Biological process (GO): peptidyl-serine phosphorylation
Cellular component (GO): nucleus; cAMP-dependent protein kinase complex
Molecular function (GO): ATP binding; cAMP-dependent protein kinase activity
Source: RefSeq, a predicted model, not a curated record
AGAAUGGGAGAUGAAGGGAAAUAGUAAGAGAGAGAGAGAGAGAGAGUGAAGAUUGAGUGUGUCACUCUAAUCAUCCUCUCACACAUUAUAUGUUAUCGACAAGAUGCCGUUUAAAAGUCUAUUUCGUAUAAGUAAAAAGAAAGACAAGAACAGCGAUGUUGUUCUUUCUGGUCCAGUUCGCAAUUUGUCCGAAUCGUCGACCACUUCGCCAAUGGACAAUAAUUUCAACGAAUCCACCGACUUAGCACCUUUACAUGGAGCCACGGGAACUACUCAAUAUGUCCGGUUAUACUUGGAACAAGCGAGAGCGGAUUUUGACCGAAAAUGGAAUAAUCCAUCAAGAAACACUGCCAGCUUAGAUGAUUUCGAAAGAAUCAAGACCUUAGGAACAGGCUCUUUCGGCCGUGUGAUGCUUGUUCAGCAGAAGGUAAACAAAGAAUUCUAUGCCAUGAAAAUUUUAGACAAGCAAAAAGUAGUCAAAUUGAAGCAAGUCGAACACACCCUCAAUGAGAAAAGAAUUUUACAAGCUGUUGAUUUCCCGUUUCUGGUGAAGUUGGAAGCUCAUUUUAAAGAUAAUUCUUAUUUAUAUAUGGUCCUGGAAUAUGUUCCUGGUGGUGAGAUGUUUUCACAUCUUCGUAAAAGUGGGAGAUUUAGUGAACAAGCGGCUCGUUUCUAUGCGGCACAAAUUGUUUUAGCUUUUGAAUAUUUGCAUUCAUUAGAUCUAAUUUACAGAGAUUUGAAGCCAGAAAAUUUGCUUAUAGACCAAAUGGGCUACAUAAAGGUGACUGAUUUUGGUUUUGCAAAAAGAGUCAAGGGUCGCACAUGGACUCUAUGUGGAACUCCUGAAUACCUGGCACCCGAAAUAAUUUUGAGCAAAGGUUAUAAUAAAGCAGUCGAUUGGUGGGCUCUUGGUGUUCUUAUAUAUGAAAUGGCUGCUGGUUAUCCACCAUUUUUUGCCGACCAACCUAUUCAAAUAUAUGAGAAAAUAGUCUCCGGGAAGGUACGCUUUCCAUCACAUUUCAGCUCUGAACUGAAGGAGCUUCUUCGUAAUUUACUUCAAGUAGAUUUGACCAAAAGAUAUGGUAACUUGAAGAAUGGUGUUAACGACAUUAAAAAUCACCGGUGGUUUGCAUCUACAGACUGGAUUGCCGUUUAUCAGAAAAAGGUUGAAGCACCAUUUUUGCCCAAGUGCAAAGGAGCUGGAGAUACAAGUAAUUUCGAUGACUAUGAAGAGGAAACCCUUCGCAUAUCCAGUACAGAAAAAUGUGCAAAAGAAUUCGCAGAAUUUUGAGAAGACCAACAACAUCAUCAAAUCAAAUUUCACCACCACCACCACCAAACACCAAACACCAAACCACCAUAACACCAUUGAAUCAAUCAAAAAGAAAUCAUCAAUAUUAUUGAUUUGUAAAAAGGCAACACUGAAAAUGAGAAAAUCAACUGACAACCAGCAUUCAUAUUCAUGUGGAUGAUGAAUAUAAGUUAUUACGUGGUUAGAUAUGUUAAACAAACUAAAAGCUAAUUGGACAAUUAAUUGAAAUUGUUGUAUGUUUUAAAUUAACAUGGUGACCCGAAAAAUUGUGCGUUAAACAGUGUAGUGUACAAAACAAAAGGACACGAAGACAAAAAAAAAAUAAUUACAAAAAGAAACGGAAACGGAACUGAACCAUUUUCAAAGAAAAGUUAACGAAGAGGUUUUAUCAUUUUCUAUGGUACAUGGAGGAGACGCUCCGAUUUUCGGCCAAGAUGUUACGAUAAUUUCUAUUAUUGUACACGUUACGUUUAGUUCCAAAUGUACAUUGGUAGAACCUGUGAAAUUAAUAAUAAUUGAUGGAUUAACGUUCUGUCUGGAUGAGAUGUUAUAUAAAAAGAAAAGAGAGCAUCAUUGUGAACCUGUAAGUCUCUCUUAAGAUGGUUUUAUCAAGAGAGAGAGAAAGAGAGAUUAAAACAUCUGAAGGAUGUCUUGUGGAUUAUUAUGGAUAAAAUUUUAAAGAUAAAAUCAAAUAAAUGUAAAUUAUAUGGAUCACAGACCAUCUCUUACAAAA